ACAAGAUAGGAGAGUACCUAUAGCAAAAUCUUUACAAAAUGCGAAAUUUAUUACUAAAAAAUCAAUUCUGAUUUCCAGCGAAACUUUAAAAUUAUACUAUUAACCUAUCAGGAUACAAAUCGACAAUGGCUAGAUUAUAUAUCGAUAUUAGAGAAGAUCAGUGGCCAUUGGUAUAUGAUGAUAAAUAUAAUGUAUCGUUUUGUGGUUUCGAAAAAUUUCACGUAUUUGAUGCAAAGAAAUGGCGCAAUAUUGUACAGUUUCUAAAAGAAGCCAAUUUCAUAACAGCAGAAUGUCUUGUAAAACCUAUGGAAGCCAAGGAUCGUGAUUUGUUAGUUGUUCACACUAAGAAAUACCUAAAAUCACUUAAGUGGAGUGCCAAAGUAGCAAUGAUAGCUGAGGUGCCAAUAGUUGCGUGUGUGCCAAAUAUACUUGUCCAACAUGCUUAUUUAAAACCUAUGAGACUACAAACGGGAGGUUCAGUAUUAGCUGGCAAGCUUGCUCUGGAGCGAGGGUGGGCUAUCAACAUAGGGGGUGGUUUCCACCACUGCAGUGGGGAUAAGGGUGGUGGUUUCUGUCCAUAUGCUGAUAUCACACUGCUCAUCAAGUAUCUGGUCAUGUACCGGAGUGUCCAGAAUGCUAUGAUCGUGGAUUUAGACGCCCACCAGGGUAACGGUUACCAACGCGAUUUCCUCGGAGUACCAGAAGUAUACAUAAUGGACAUGUACAAUCGUCACAUCUAUCCCAAAGACGAGGAAGCCAAACGAGCCAUACGCCGUAAGAUUGAACUUGGCAAUAAGGUGGAAGAUUUGGAGUAUAUGCUGAAAUUGAGGAAGAAUUUAAAAGCGGCAUUAAGUGAAUUCAAGCCAGACAUUUUAGUGUACAACGCGGGUACAGAUGUACUUGAUUCCGAUCCACUCGGGCACAUGAGGAUUAGUGACAUUGGUAUAAUAAAACGAGACGAAUUCGUUUUCGAGAUAUGCAAAGCUCAACACAUUCCAGUGGUCAUGUUAACAAGUGGAGGGUACUUAAGAAGAACUGCAAGAAUCAUAGCGGACUCCAUCAUGAAUCUAAAAGCCAAAGGCCUCAUCGGAAAUGAGCCUAAGAAAUCUAAAGAUUUGUCAUGAAGCAUUAUAGCUAGUCGCAUGAGAAGUCGUCAAAACUUAUUAAAUCGAGCAUUAAUUACUUACUAAAUUUAAUAAUUAAAAAUCGCGUUGUAAAAUAAUUUUUCUAUUAAAAAUUUAGCGAUUUAACGCGAGAGGCGUUAACCCAUUGAGCCCCCAGCGGCCCGAUCGGUCCACGACACAAUAGAUUUUCUAUUGUGUCUGUGAUUCCGGGGGCUGAGUUAUUCAGAUUUUAAAUGAGUUUGCACUUAGAAAAUAUGCACCGUUCCUAUUUGGACUGCCGUAGAUUCCUAUUAAAUUAAAUUUAGGCUAAUAUUGUCACAUGGCGAUUUAGGCUCGCUAUACACUACGGAAAUAGAUAUGUAGCUGACUUGUUAGAAGAGAUUUGUAGGUAGUUUAGAACUUGGUGUGUAUCGAGCCUAAGAGCCAUUUUCCAAGUGCUAAAUAAAACAUACCAGGAUAGGCUAAGGUCGCAUUACAGCCGUGGAAUGGAAGUGUAGGAAGCGGUCGCACAUAGUUUUUUCCCGCGAUUGAUUUUAUAACCGUGACUUAUUACAGAAAGGCUAGCGUGAAAAACCGCGUAUUCGCGCCAAAAUUUGUAGUUCAUAGAACACAGGUAUAUUGAAGGCACAUUAGCUUUUUAACAGUAGUGUACUUGGGCGGUUUUGCAGAUUAGUGGUUUUUUUAAAUCGUAAUGCGGCCUUAGCCUAAAACAGAGAAACAUAGUUUUUCUAUAAUUCCAUAGAUAUAGUCAUUUUAAGGCCUAGCUACAGUACUUUAGGUUCGGAUUGUAUGCUUUUAUUUAGGCCGGUUGCAGAGCUUCACCGACCAUCAGUGCGUACAUCAGUCGUGCUUUUUAUAUGUAUGGAAAUUCAUAAAACCGUUCAUAGCUAGACCGACCAUACGCACGCGUAUUUCCAUACAUAUGACAAGUGAUGGUCGGUGAAGCUCUGCAACCGGCCUUAGAUGGAUGAUGGAUGAUUGUUAAUUUGGCAGCUGUUAGAAUUUAUCUAUUUAAUUAUGCGGACAAUUAAAGUAAAUAAAUAAUAUUUUAUUAUAAAUCGAAAAUUAGUAGUUAUGAAACAAAUAUUUUCAAGAUUCUCAGUAAUAUUAUAUAAAAAUUGAAUUCAACUUAGUACGGUGCGAAUCGAAUGUAUUGGAUCUCUUAAAAUGAACAUUGAUUGCUGAUUCAAUUAAUCAAUUUUCCAAUAAGAAUUUAUAAAUCUAAUUCGACGCUAUUUUUAUAAUAAAGCAUUUUUUUUCAUUAGAAUUAUAUCGGAACGUAGCCGUGCAAUAACAAACAUUUUAGUACAAAGAAAAGUAUUUAUAAAAUA
Messenger RNA from Colias croceus (clouded yellow), 2455 nucleotides. RefSeq names its product histone deacetylase 11 (gene HDAC11). Gene Ontology annotation, molecular function: histone deacetylase activity. The coding region runs from base 126 to 1124 and encodes 332 amino acids. The transcript is spliced from 8 exons. The record is from RefSeq and is a predicted model, not a curated record. NCBI's taxonomy places the organism in Eukaryota, Metazoa, Arthropoda, Insecta, Lepidoptera, Pieridae.